CACGUGUGGAUGGAAACCAUCUCGAUUUGCCCGUUCAAGAUGGACCCUCUCAUCUUUGUCAUCCACCCAUGAUGCCAUGAUAUUGCCAAGGGCGCGGACUCUGGUUGUGCUCCGAAGUCUCCCAUGACUACUUGGUUAUUUCGACCGUCAGAGAGGGACAGUGGCUGUGGAAUCCCAGUUCAGGAACGUGGUACUCUGGACAAGAGACAUCCUAAUUUGCUGUUCCUUGGCGAUGCAGCUGGAAAGUGAUAAAAGGAUCAGAAUCCGCAACCUUGUCGUUGGAAAAUCUAGCUCUCUCGAACAUUGUCUUUCGUUUAUGAUCCGGUCCGGAUCAACAUUCACAUCACGAUGAAGCUCUCUUGGAUCUCUCGGGUUGCUAUAUUUUCGUCAUGCGUUGUGGCCCAAACAUUUCAGCGCUUGGGGGGCUGUCCCUCUCUGGGUUGCAUUUUUCCUCCGGACCAAGCCGAUUUCCUGGCAGGACAGUAUUUCGAUGUUCGCCUAGAGGUUCACUCUCCCAUCAACGGCUCUGAAGCACGAGUUGGGUUGCCCGAUCCUAACUUCAAGUUCACUGUCGCCAAAAAGGGCGAUGCACCUGUUGCUGCGGCGGAGUUCUUUGAUGUCGCAGAACCUGAACUUGAACGAUGGGACUUUUCGUGGUAUGAAGAUCUGUUCGCUGUCGAUGCAGAAAAGCCAUCAGUCGUGAAUGUGACAUCCAAGGCGUAUAGGAGAAUUGCUCUCUACGAAUCGGGCGAGUAUGAAGCCACGUUGACCUAUUACGGCAACGAAACCACGAUUGCAAACUGGGUUGUCCGGGACCUGCCCGAGAAGAGACGAGCGAAAAAUGUCAUCCUGUUCGUGGGGGAUGGCAUGACGACCAAUAUGAUCACGGCUGCUCGGCUUAUCGCUCAUCGCAGUGUUAAUGGAAAGUACAUGACCAAGAUGCAGAUGGACAAGUUCCCUGUGCUGGGUCACCAGAUGACUCACUCGAUGGACUCGUUUAUCACUGACUCGGCCAAUUCUGCGACUGCUUUAUACACGGGUCACAAGACUACUGUUAAUGCUUUGAAUGUCUACAAGGACUCGUCUGAAAGCCCGUUUGACGAUCCCAAAUUCGAGACCAUUGCUGAGAUCUUUCGUCGGAAGUACCCGGAUGCUGGGCUCGGUAUCGUCUCUACUGCAUUUCUAGCCGAUGCUACCCCGGCUGCAUUGGCAGCGCACACUAGUGAUCGUGGUCAAUAUGCGCAUGUGAUAGAUGCUUUAUACCAAGGCCUGACCAAUUAUAGCUGGACUGGCCUGAAUGGCCCUGAUGUUAUCUUUGGCGGUGGUGCAGAGAACUUUAUCACAAGUCAAGACUCUCCGAAGGACUACUACAACCUCUUCGCAGACAAUGGAUACAGUGUCAGCUGGAACAAUACUGCCCUGAGCUCUGCUCCUAAUGACACCAAAGCCCUCGGUGUUUUCCAGGUCGAUACAUUGGCGACAUGGCUCGACCGCAAUGUUUACACCUCCAACCUCUUCAACCAGAGCAACUACCCUGAUGGAUCAGGCCGCGAUGCAGACGACCUACCCGGGCUCAAGGAGAUGACACUCAAGGCCAUCGAUGUGCUGAACGCCCGCCACGAGGAUAAUGGCUGGUUCCUCAUGUCUGAAGCCGCUAGUAUCGACAAGCAGAUGCACACUCUCGACUAUGACCGUGCGCUGGGCGAGCUUCUCGAGCUGGACGACACAGUACGUGCCACCAUCCAAAAGCUCGAAGCCCUAGGCCAGCUAGAAGACACUCUAAUCAUUGUCACCGCCGACCACGGACACGGCUUUGACGUUACCGGAUCAGUCGACACCAAGUACCUAAACGAACAGACCACAGAUCGCGAGAAGCGAAACGCCGUCGGAUACUACGAGAACUCCGGCCUCUCGCAGUACACCGUCGGCGGACCAGGCUCGUUACGGUACUCUGAAGGCGUGCAUUUCCCAUCCCGCUGGGAUCCGCGGUACACGCUACACUCCGGGGUGGGUGCCUUCCCGGACCGCCGCGAGAACUACCAAGUGCACAAGGAAGGGGAGCGGAAGCCUGCGGUUCCAGGUGAUGCAGGUGGCUAUGUGGCGAACUAUAAAGACGCCGUCACUGGGUUCCUUAUCAACGGAACUCUGCCUGUGGAUAGUAGCCAGGGUGUGCACUCGCUGACGGAUGUGCCUGUGUUUGCGCAGGGGCCGUGCCAGGAGCUGUUUGGGGGCGUAUACAACUCGAUUGACAUUUUCUUCAAUAUGGCUGAAUGUCUUGGUCUUUCUGAUUCCAAGGGACGAGACAGGGUGAUGUGAAGGAAGUGUAAAUAAUAGUGAGCAUUAAAUCGGUUAAUGAUUGGCCCAGCCGAUAAUUAGGCAGGUGAUUGGGAUCCAUGAUGAUGACAUCCACAUUCCAAACAACGGCGUUUAUCAGCGGGUAUAAAUUCUUCAGAUUGGAGUGGAAUGGGCAAUAAGAUUUUGUCUACAAUUCUACAGAGUACAUAGUAUUUAUUUAAAAUAUUAACAUACUGGGUACUCUGCUCUGUGCCUGGUCAAUCAACAUAUUCAACAGCAUUCACAGGAGAUAUUCACUGUUGAUAGUCGAUCAUCCGCGACCCGAGAUGUCAGCAUUCCAGAGCAACGAAAUGACAUCAAAAAGGAAUGUCCCAG
This is a messenger RNA of Aspergillus wentii DTO 134E9, 2670 nucleotides long. RefSeq names its product alkaline phosphatase. The transcript is spliced from 4 exons. Gene Ontology annotation, biological process: dephosphorylation. Gene Ontology annotation, molecular function: alkaline phosphatase activity. The record is from RefSeq and is a predicted model, not a curated record. The coding region runs from base 349 to 2316 and encodes 655 amino acids. Lineage: Eukaryota; Fungi; Ascomycota; Eurotiomycetes; Eurotiales; Aspergillaceae.